AUGACGAAGGUGGAAAUGACGACGCAAAUUAGAACGCGAAACUUUGACCCAUCAAGUACGAGACUCUGGGAGCUCAAGGAUUGGAUCAUGGAACAGCCAGAAGGACAAGAAGCCAUCGCGUCGCUCCUCACCAGCAAAUACGAGACUCUCCAAAGGAAUUUUCAACGUUUGUUCUACGAUGAUCAAGAGCUUCUUCCGCAUUGCCGGAAUUUGAAGGAGUACUCCUUCUUGCACGAUAACGCCACGAUAACCAUGUUGAUUCAAGGAAACGACUUGGAAGUCAAGUUUGACACUGGCAACGGUGAUGAGACAAUCAUUGUACCAUUUGAAAUGGCUGAAGAUGUGACAGUCUUGAAGGAGAAAAUCAGAAAGAUAUUUUCCAACAGCAUCCCAUUGACGUCCGAUGGUGUCUCUUUUGCCCUUACCGAUGCUUCCAGAGGACAUGUUCUCGACGACUCUGGUAGAACGAUGAAGGGAAAACUUUCUGGGUAUUCACAUCGAUUGAGAAUCAACCCUUUCGUGGUCACAACAAAGCUUCUGGAUGGGACUUCUUUCGAGGUGUGGUUUCAUUCUCAAUUUACUUUGCAAGACCUGUGGUCCAGAAUCAAUAAUCAUUUUGAAAUCCCACCGGAUAAGCAACUUCUAUUGCGUUGUGGCGACAAAACCUUGCACGCAACAAGGCACGACCUGAAGCUGAUGGAAUCUGGGAUCAAUCUACAUAAUGAUGUGUUGUUUGUCAUCAACAAAGGCAUUGCCGUGGGCUCCCCGUGGCUUCCUGUGAGCCAAGAUAAGACUAGAGGAUGCGACAUACUACGAACAGAAUUGCGGUGUCUCACAUUGCACCAACUGAAGCAGCUAGCCGCGGAAAUCAUCCUUCGCUGCCAAAAAGAGGGAUGGACGAGCACUAAUCCAUCACAACAAGGAAAAUAG
This is a messenger RNA of Seminavis robusta, 930 nucleotides long. The record is from the annotation of a GenBank genome assembly. NCBI's taxonomy places the organism in Eukaryota, Bacillariophyta, Bacillariophyceae, Naviculales, Naviculaceae.